Molecule: messenger RNA, 817 nt
Organism: Halichondria panicea
Lineage: Eukaryota; Metazoa; Porifera; Demospongiae; Suberitida; Halichondriidae
Exons: 4
Coding region: 87-686 (199 amino acids)
Biological process (GO): translation
Cellular component (GO): ribosome
Molecular function (GO): structural constituent of ribosome
Source: RefSeq, a predicted model, not a curated record
CCACGUGGGUACUGAGUAUCAUUGUUAUACGGAGCGAUUACCGUACAUAUUCACUGUUAUUUGGUGGUGACCGGAGUUCCAAUGAGAUGUGGUCUUGCAGUGGACUGAGAAGUGCCCUCAGUAGGUGUGUCAGUCUAUCUACAGUGAGAACAGUCCCAGAGGUUACGAGAUGGUGUGCCGGUUUUCAUCUCUCUGCACGACACUUCGAUGAGGCCAAUCUGAAGUCCUCGCCAAAGUUCAUGCCCGACUUUGAGCAAGUGAAAAUACUUAAAGAGGCAGACUCACAGGUGCAGCGUAUAUUCAGCCUGGAUAUGGCCUGUGAGAGGGAGCACAAGAAGGCUGCAGUAGCCGACACCAUCAGUCAGAUGCAGGCCAGGCCCGGAGACACCGGCUCAACCACUGUACAGAUUGCAGUGUUAACGAUACGCAUUAAGCAAAUGUCAGAACACAUGAAGAAGCACAGGAAAGAUUAUGGCUCUCUUCGCUCACUAGUGCAACUGGUUCACAGGAGAAGAACACUUCUAUUGUAUCUAAAGAGGAGCAAUUUUCAAGACUACCUAAAGAUUAUCUCUGAACUGAACCUUAAACACCCGAUUAAUGACAAGUACCCUAAAAAAUCAGUGGGUCAUCAGAAUAGAAUUGCAAAGAGGCAGAAGAAAAAAAAGAACACAUUCUGGAAAAAAUAGACUUGCUAGCCAUUCAUUAUUAUAUAGAGAGAGGUCAUAUUGUUGAUGUCACUGUUAUAUAUAACUGUUUAAUAUCAUUGUGUAUCAGAUUGGUAACACCAAACAUCAAGUCUAUAAAAAAAAACACUAAA